AUGCAGCACGACAAGGACGAUGCCGAGUGGGAAUGCAUCGGCACCUCCGAGCCGUCGAAGUCCGCCGAUUGGGGCAAGGUCAUAGGCCAUGGUCUACGAUCUGCACAGUUCCACUCGACGCUAUCUGGCGAGCUCAUGGUGUGCCUCGCAUACUACAAAGAGGGCCUGCAGUGUCUGAAGCGUGGCGAGACACUUCCUGACGAGGACGGGGAGAGCUUUGCAAGCUCUUCCAGCUCGAAGAUGUGGCUUGCUGCUGCAGAGGACUUCAAGGCUUUAUUGCAUCAAGGCGUUGCAGCAGCUGGAGUUUCAGGAGCCGUCAUCGACGUGGUGGGGCGCUGGAAAAGGCGGCGCCUCGUCUUGUCGCGGGACUUCGUGAAGGAGUCGCUGGAGUUGGAGGAUGGCAGAAAGCUGAUCUACAAACAACCAGAGGGACAGUUUUCGAAUCCGAAUCCAUCGUGCGAGAUACACUGCUUGAACUGGCUUUGCCAAGAGGCCAAAGAAGCCGGGAAGACGGUGCGUGGCAGGAAAAGCCCAGCGCUGCUGGAACUCCACUGUGGAGGUGGCAACAAUACUGUGGCAAUGGCACCGUACUUUGGUGAAGUGACAGCAGUGGAGAUCAAUCGACAAUUGGCCGAAGCUGCCGAGGAGAACCUCAGCAUGAACCAGAUCAAGAAUACAUCUGUCAAGAGGGCUGCCAGCGCCGAUAUGAGCGCAGCUGCGUUUGCUGAGUAUGAUGUGGUGAUGGUGGAUCCACCUCGCGUAGGCCUUGAUGCGGACACUCGUGAUCUUGUGGCCAAAUUCGAUCAGAUUCUGUACAUAUCUUGCAACCCGCUCGCUCUUGCACACGACUUGGACUGCUUGGGCACAGGCUUUGAGGUAGUUUCCCUUGCCAUCUUUGACAUGUUCCCGUACACCAGCCAUGCGGAGUGUGCCGCUCGCAUCCGCCGCAGACGGGCGGAAGUUCGUGUGGCCUUCGAUUGGGCUCCAGCGCUGCGGCGGGCCAUGAUGUUGGUGCUUCUAGCUAUAGGUGCCUUCUAUGGCUGGUGGAAGAAGCGAACUCGUCGUCGUUGA
Effrenium voratum is the source of this 1071-nucleotide messenger RNA. The record is from the annotation of a GenBank genome assembly. NCBI's taxonomy places the organism in Eukaryota, Dinophyceae, Suessiales, Symbiodiniaceae.